Molecule: messenger RNA, 2568 nt
Organism: Triticum aestivum (bread wheat)
Lineage: Eukaryota; Viridiplantae; Streptophyta; Magnoliopsida; Poales; Poaceae
Product: disease resistance protein RPP13-like
Exons: 4
Coding region: 1-2568 (855 amino acids)
Biological process (GO): defense response to other organism
Molecular function (GO): ADP binding
Source: RefSeq, a predicted model, not a curated record
AUGGCCGAGACGGUGGUAAGCAUGGCGAGGUCCAUGCUGGGGGGCGCUAUCAGCAAGGCCGCUUCUGCCGCGGCCGCCGAGCUGAGCUUGGUGAUGGGUGUGCAGAAGGAUAUCUGGUUCAUCAAAGACGAGCUAAAGACGAUGCAGGCAUUCUUGGCAGGUGCUGAAGCAACGAAGAAUAGAGACAUGCUGCUGAAGGUGUGGGCAGAGCAAGUAAGGGAUCUGUCCUACAAUAUCGAAGAUUGCCUUGAUGAAUUUAUGGUCCAUGUGAGGAGUCAAAGCCUGAGGAAACGUCUUAGGAAGCUCAAAGAUCGUCGUAGGAUUGCUAUCCAAAUUCGCAACCUGAAAUCAAGAGUUGAAGAAGUGAGCAGCAGGAAUGCACGCUACAAUUUGAUCAAGAUAGAGGCCUCAAUGACUAGUGAUAAGGAGGUUUCUUGCAUAGAAGAUGUACGUAAUCACUCGGCAAGCAACACUGAUGAAGCAGAACUUGUGGGCUUUAGGAAGCCUAGGGAGGAGUUGAUUAAGCUGAUGGAUGUCAACACUAGAGAUGGUGAUGCCAAAGUUAUAUGUGUCGUUGGCAUGGGCGGUUUAGGCAAGACUACUCUAGCAAGAAAAGCUUACGAAAGUAAGGAAGAUAUUGUGAAUAACUUUUCUUGUUGUGCUUGGAUCACAGUUUCACAGUCAUUUUUCAAGAUAGAAAUGCUCAAGGAUAUGAUCAGGCAACUUCUCGGUGGAGAUUCACUGAAGAACUUGUUGAAAGAACUUGAAGGGAAGGUGGUACAAGCAAAGGACCUCGCCGAGUAUCUCAAUAAGGAGAUUAAGGAUAAGAGGUACCUUAUUAUUCUUGAUGACUUGUGGACAAUAGAUAUAUGGAGGUGGAUGAAAGAUAUUGUUUUUCCUAAUAGUAACAAGAAAGGUAGUCGGAUAAUAGUAACAACACGUGAUGUUGGCUUAGCAAAAGAAUGUACUCUUGAAUCCCUUGUCUACCACCUUAAAACCUUGGAGGUAGUCGAGGCCACAAAUUUGCUACUAAAAAAGAGUAGGAAAAUAUUUGAAGACAUGGACAAAGAUGAAAACUUCAAGAGCAUAGUUGAAAAACUAGUUAAAAAGUGUGGUUGUUUACCACUGGCCAUACUCACAAUUGGAGGGAUCCUUGCCACUAAAAAGAUAGAAGAGUGGGAGCACGUCUAUAACCAACUCCCGUCUGAGCUUGAGAGUAACCCAAGCCUUGAAGCUAUGAAGAUGAUGGUUACUUUGAGUUACAACCACUUGCCAUCUCAUCUUAAGCCAUGUUUAUUAUACGUAAGCAUCUUUCCCGAGGAUUCAGAAAUCCAGAUGAGGCGUCUAGUAGAAAGAUGGAUUGCCGAGGGGUUGAUUAGGGGUGGGACUGGGGUGAACAUUGAGGAUGUGGCAAAAGGUUACUUUAAUGAGUUAAUCAACCGAAGCAUGCUUCAACCAUCAAGGGUGAACAUAGAAGGAGUUGUGAAGAGCUGUCGAGUCCAUGAUAUUGUGCGUGAUGUCAUGAUCUCAGUUUCUAGAGAUGAAAAUUUUGUGUAUGUGGCGGGACAUAAUGUAACUGGUGCUAUGGAGGAGACCUUCCGACAUGUAGCAUACCAUGGUAGCUUUGAGCGCGCCAAGCUAGUUGCUGAGCUUCACAUGGGAUGGUCUAGCCGUUGGACAGAGUCAGAUGGUGUGAGGGUGCCAAAAGGAAUUGGCAAACUGAAAGAGUUGCAAAUACUAGAGGUUGUGGACAUCAGCCGAACUAGUUGCAAAGCAAUUAAAGAGCUACGUGAGCUUGUGCAGCUGAGAAAACUGAGCGUGGUUACACAAGGGGCCAGCAAGCAAAAAUGCAAGCUACUGUGUGAUGCCAUGCAGAAGCUCACUUGCCUCCGCUCCCUUGAAGUGGCUGGGUCACUCGGGUGGGUGCAUGUUGUUUCCUCUCCUCCUCCCCUGUUGAGGAGUCUGAAGUUGGGUGGAUUCCUUGGAGAGAUUCCUGGCUGGGUUGGCAAUCUGAUGCAUUUGGUCAAGCUUUACUUAGGGGCCAGUGUAAUAAAGGAAGAAGGUAAAAUCAUGGAAAUACUAGGGUCACUUCCCAACCUCAUGCACCUUCGUCUUGGACCCAGCUCUUAUAUUGGGGAGAAGUUGGCGUUUAAAACGGGGGCAUUCCCAAAUCUCAAGAUGGUUGGUAUUUGUGAUCUGGUGGGACUGAGUGAGUUGAAAUUUGAGGAUGGCACCUCACCCCAGCUGGCAAUGAUAGAUAUCGCUGUGUGCAAUUUGGCAUCAGGAAUUAUUGGAGUCAACCAGCUUCCAAAUCUCAAGGAGAUAGCACUUGGCGACGAAGGUCGAGUGGCAAAGCUUGCUAUGUUACAAAGUGAAGUGGACGCACACCCCAACAGUCCCGUGCUGCGACUGAAGAUGGACCGAAACGAGCACGACCAGGGGGACGUCGUCGUCCAAGUGGAAGAAGCAACGGGGGAAUCAUCAGCGGGAGGGAGCUCACGAUCCUAUGCAGUGGUGACCACAAACAUCAGCCAAGAUGAUCUGCUUUACACUUACAAUUCCUGCUGA